ACCCCGAGCUACACUCGGGCUGACCAUGCGGCGUUGCACAGGGAUUCCCUGAAGCGCUUACCUUGUCCUUUGCUAACGCGAUGUCUCUCCUGCAGCGUCCCCAGCCAUCUCCUCCGGCCGAUGCCGGCAUCCGGCUUCCGUGUUCCGGUCCCUGUGAGGUCGGGACGUACGGGAGCCAGAACAGGGCGGCAAAUUUAAAAAUUAAAAAAAAUGUAAUUUUUUUUUUUAAAUGAAUAUCACAUACGCUUUGUCCUGUGCCCUGCCUGCAUUUUGACUGUUCUUUCUG
This is a messenger RNA of Staurois parvus, 286 nucleotides long. NCBI's taxonomy places the organism in Eukaryota, Metazoa, Chordata, Amphibia, Anura, Ranidae. The record is from the annotation of a GenBank genome assembly.